ACAUAUUCGAUUGGAUAAAAUAUCGUUCGUUUUCGUAGAUAAAAAUUUGUCUUUAGUUUUCCGAUCAAGUUCCUUGUUAUAUUGUCUAUGUCGACAUCGUAUACAUAAAUUUUAUAAUAGUGGUUGCGGUAGUUCUUUCAUAGGGCUUAUUAUAAAAUAGUGUGUAUUAAAAAGGAAAUACAUCAAGCAAAAUAUUCAAUUGCUAAAGAAUGGAAGAAUAUGUGAGAGAGCCAUGUCCUUGGAGAAUAAUAGAUGAUUGCGGUGGUGCAUUUACUAUGGGUGUAAUUGGUGGAGCUGUUUUUCAAAGUGUAAAGGGUUUUCGUAAUGCACCCAGUGGUUUUAAAAGGCGUUUAGUAGGCAGUUUUAUGGCUAUUAAACAACGUGCUCCAAUUAUAGCAGGAAAUUUUGCUAUAUGGGGUGGAGUAUUUUCUAUGAUCGAUUGCACAUUAAUUCACUAUAGAAAAAAAGAAGAUCCUUGGAAUUCUAUAAUUAGUGGUGCAGCAACCGGUGGAGUUCUAGCUGCUAGGAGUGGAUUGCCUACUAUGGCUGGUAGUGCUUUAAUUGGAGGAGUUUUACUUGCUUUGAUAGAAGGUGUAGGAAUAUUUUUCACACGGUUUCAAGCAGAGCAAUUUCAGCCACCAGCAUUUGUAGAGGAUCCUUCACAUGUUGGUCCAGUGCCGCAAGGAUAUCCUUCAUAAUAGGGAGGAAUAUGCUAGAUUAAUAAAAACUUAACAUGAUAAUUAAAUACCAAUGUUUAGUUAUUAGCAAAAUAGAGAUGGGAUAUGGAUUUGUUCUUUAUUUUUUGGCAGUCUUGUAUACAAUAAUCAUCUAAGAUAAAGAAUAUUUUUUGAUUAGUUUUUCCAUACCCUCUAUAUGAUCAAAAGAUAAUGACAAUGUGUGUACAAUGUGAACAUUUUAUUUCGUCUUUAGUAAUUCAAAAAUCAUAUAUUAAAAUAGUGUUUCUAUUAGGUCAUACUUAUGCUUUCUGAUUGUUGAUGUAUAUAUAAUAAUAAGUCAACUAUAUUAUUCAAACAACAAUAUUAAAGUAACAAUUAAAACAA
Molecule: messenger RNA, 1061 nt
Organism: Vespa mandarinia (Asian giant hornet)
Lineage: Eukaryota; Metazoa; Arthropoda; Insecta; Hymenoptera; Vespidae
Product: mitochondrial import inner membrane translocase subunit Tim17-B
Biological process (GO): protein import into mitochondrial matrix
Cellular component (GO): TIM23 mitochondrial import inner membrane translocase complex
Molecular function (GO): transmembrane protein transporter activity
Source: RefSeq, a predicted model, not a curated record